GGUGAUAAUCUCGUCAUGGGAAAAAACGCAAUACGCAACGCAACGCAUCGUUUCUGUUACGGCAUUCCUUACCUCACCCACCGCAACACCCAAACACCAAAACCCAACCACACUCUCCUCAACUCAUAUAUCUCUCAAAAGCUUCAAACUUUCGGACACAAAACAUCAAAAAGCUUAGCCCUACUUCUUCUUCUCUCAAUUCAUCACUUCUCUAUCUUGGUUUUCCUUUUUUUUAGCUUUCCACAAAGUAAAGCCAAAGAGGGAAAGAUGGCAAUGAUUCCGUACCAACUUUCCCGUUUACCUUACCACGAUUCCCUCAAAGUACUUGAAGCUGAUAUACAGCACGCUAAUGCUUUGGCUGCUGCAAUUCCCAGAGCCAAGGGUGGGACUGUUCUUCAAAUGAAAUUGGUUUACAAUCAGUUGGCUCCUCUCUUCCUGUUAUUUCUACAAUGGAUGGAUUGUUCUUGUGCAGGCUUUCUCCAUAGGUAUCUCAACCUCUUCCACAUAAUUAUAUACAAGGUACACAAUGAUGGUAGAUCAAACAUGUCUACCCAUGGAAGGAAGGCUACCAUUGGGGACUUUUAUGCCGUUAUAUUGCCAUCUCUCCAAAGGCUUCAUGGUAGUUUGGAGAAGUUGGAGGCUGUUGAAGCAGGAGAAUCAAGCAUAGAAGGUUCAAGUCAUGGCAAUAAGUUGAUUGAAGCAAGUGGGAGACUAACCAAUAUUGAUUUGCAAAGAGAAGAUGAAUGUGGAAUUUGCUUAGAGCCUUGCACCAAAAUGGUUUUACCUGGUUGCUGCCAUGCCAUGUGUAUCAAAUGCUACCGCAAGUGGAACAGAAAAUCAGAGUCUUGUCCUUUUUGUCGUGGCAGUUUGAGGAGAGUUAAUUCAGAGGAUCUAUGGGUGCUAACUUGUGACGAUGAUGUUGUUGAUGCAGAAACAGUUUCUAAAGAGGAUUUAUUGCGUUUUUACCUCUAUAUCAGCAAGCUGCCAAAAGAUCACCCAGAUGCACUUUUCCUAAUGUAUUAUGAAUACCUCAUUUAAUUUUCCAUUGAAUAAGAACAAAAAGGAAAAAAAUGUACAGAUAGUCAAUUCCGGAAUACAAAUGUGAAUAGAGUCUGGAAAGAAAAUACUCUGGUAAUGUAAUCACAGUUGUUCUGGUAAGAGAUAUUUCUGGUUUUUUGGCCCAGAAAAACCAUUCUUCUUACUUCUGUGAUGUAUCUCCAUUGUAGACAUUGUUCUUGCAAUUAACCUGGAAUUCCUUGUAUGAAGGAUCCAUUAAGUUAAAUAUUCUUGUAUGUUA
This is a messenger RNA of Vigna umbellata (rice bean), 1297 nucleotides long. The record is from RefSeq and is a predicted model, not a curated record. Lineage: Eukaryota; Viridiplantae; Streptophyta; Magnoliopsida; Fabales; Fabaceae.